CAACAGUCAACGGAAAAGCUGUCAGCGAUAGCGUGAAAUGUGAGGUUAGGGUAGUGACGAAACAAAAACAAUGGAAAAACUCUGGAUUUUCACAAUUUUCCUGCUUUUUCACACAAAUGGCUAUCUGUGCGCCGACAAUCCGUGCCAUCACAUCCUGGCCAACACCGACGUGGUGGAUAUGACGACGCUAAAGAGUCAAAAAUUCGUCGCAUAUGCGCCUAAUCAAACCUACGUCUUCAGCAUCUGUGAAGAUUCCACGAAAUUCCCUUCAGACAAAUUCGUGGAAGAUAACAAUCCCUGCAUAAAAGAUGGUGGGUACUCUUUGUGCUUGUACAACAGUACAUCCCCGAAGGAUUCUCUCAAGUUGGCCAAAACAUCCGAAUGGAAGUGGAGUGAGAGUGAGGGUGAUCAUCUUGCCCUUACGGCAUCUUUCAAUAAAUCACAAUUGCGCAUUCAACUCUCGUGCUUGUCAUCAGUGCACGAGUCUACAUAUUUCAUGGCAUGCCCGGCUGCUAAUCAAUCAGGUGCAACUGUACUAGAAUUUCACCUGUUUUCACCCCUGGCGUGCCCUCAAAAAGUCACCCAUAGCGAUGGCUUGAGCACAGGAUCUGUACUUAUGAUAAUCCUGCUAGUGGCAUUUCUCACAUACCUCACAAUUGGCAUUGUAGUCAAUUUAUUUGUGCUGGGAGCUCGUGGGGCAGAAGUCAUACCAAAUAUUCAAUUUUGGCGCAGUUUGCCAGGACUAGUCAUGGAUGGUGCAAGAUUCUUGCAGAAUGGCUGCAAAGUGAGACCAAGUGAUUUAGUUCAAGGUCGUGACACCUACGACUCCAUCUGAAUUCAGAGGCUUUUUCACCUUCAUCUCAUCUGCACAGACCCAUUAUAUCUUUUUUUGUGAAUAUCAACUGUUAUGUAAAAUGUAGUCUUUUCACAUCAAUAAAAGCGAAAAAAGGAGUGAAA
Molecule: messenger RNA, 957 nt
Organism: Phlebotomus papatasi
Lineage: Eukaryota; Metazoa; Arthropoda; Insecta; Diptera; Psychodidae
Exons: 3
Coding region: 71-835 (254 amino acids)
Cellular component (GO): trans-Golgi network
Source: RefSeq, a predicted model, not a curated record